Molecule: messenger RNA, 1224 nt
Organism: Sphenostylis stenocarpa
Lineage: Eukaryota; Viridiplantae; Streptophyta; Magnoliopsida; Fabales; Fabaceae
Source: the annotation of a GenBank genome assembly
AUGGCUGGGAUUUGCUGUGGAGUUGUUGGUGAAGGUGAAACUUCUACUCCUCUUGAACCACCAUCUCGUCCUUCCAGGCGCCGAAGUAUGGACAUCUUGCCCUUGAAGUACAUCGCUGACAUGGCCGUGCCCGAGUCUUCUCGGAAGAGCCCCAAGCUCGAUCUUACCGACCACGAGAAUCAACUUCAAACUCGUCAGGAAUCCUCCGGAACCAAGGUUAUGACGAAGGAUUCCGAAUUCGUCAACGAAGAAGACGACGACGUUUCCGACUCUAAGUCCCUCACAGAUGAUGACUCUUCCGAAGAUGAAGAGUGUCCCAAGUUCGGCGUCACCUCCGUCUGCGGUAGGAGGAGGGACAUGGAGGACUCUGUUUCCCUGCGCCCUUUCUUCUCGCUCGAAGGCUUCCACUACUUCGGCGUUUUCGACGGUCACGGUUGCUCACAUGUUGCGACUAUGUGCAAGGAGCGGCUUCACGAGAUUGUGAACGAAGAGAUUCUCGACGGGGACGAGAAUUUUGAGUGGAAAUCGAUGAUGCAGAGCGGCUUCGCUCGCAUGGACCAAGAGGUUUUCAGCCAGAGCCAGGGCAACCAGACUUUCAACUGCAGGUGCGAGCUCCAGACUCCGCACUGCGACGCCGUCGGAUCCACUGCUGUCAUCGCCAUCCUCACUCCGGACAAAAUCGUCGUCUCCAACUGUGGCGACUCCCGCGCUGUCCUCUGUCGUAACGGAGUCGCCAUCCCUCUCUCCUCUGAUCACAAGCCGGAUCGUCCCGACGAAUUGCUCCGUGUGGAAUCCAAAGGAGGGCGCGUGAUUUACUGGGACGGCCCGAGAGUGCUGGGUGUGUUGGCCAUGUCUCGAGCCAUAGGUGACUACUACCUGAAGCCGUUCGUGAUUUCCGAGCCCGAGGUGACGGUGACCGAACGAAGUGAUGAAGAUGAGUGUUUGAUACUGGCGAGUGAUGGACUCUGGGAUGUGGUCUCGAAUGAAACUGCUUGUGGGGUGGUGAAGAUGUGCCUGAAGUCGCAGAAGCCACCAACGCCCCCCGGGUCUCCGGGGGGUUACGUGACGGCAGACGGAUCCGACCGCGCUUGCUCUGAUGCCUCUAUUCUGUUGACUAAGUUGGCUUUAGCAAGGCACAGUGCGGAUAAUGUGAGCGUGGUGGUGAUUGAUUUGAGGAAGGAUCAGGGACUAGCCGCCACUUCCGCCUCCAACUACCUGAACUAA